Messenger RNA from Candidula unifasciata, 810 nucleotides. NCBI's taxonomy places the organism in Eukaryota, Metazoa, Mollusca, Gastropoda, Stylommatophora, Geomitridae. The record is from the annotation of a GenBank genome assembly.
GUCACUGAUGUUGCUGAUGCAAUGAUCUUGAAGAGACUUUUCUCAGAGCUAUUUGAAAAUGGUGUCAUAGUUGUUGCAACAUCAAAUAGACAACCAGAUGAUUUGUACAAGAAUGGGCUUCAAAGAGGCACUUUUCUGCCAUUUAUUGGCAUGCUGAAGGAAUACUGCGAUGUUGUACCUUUAAAUUCUGGUAUUGACUACAGAAUGGCUGGCUUGCCAUCUGAAGGACAAGUCUAUUUUGUAGGCACACAAGAAGAGACAAAUCGUCUCAUUGAUGACAUUGUUAGGCAGUUUGUUCAAACUCAAGGAAUUGAAAUUGAGCCAAGAACGCUAAUUGUUCUUGGACACCAGCUUCAUCUACCAGUAACUUAUGGCAGAGUUCUGGAUACUACUUUUGAUGAUUUAUGCAAGAAGAAUCUUGGUGCUGUUGACUAUUUGGAAAUCUGCCGAGAAUUUGAUUUAGUUGUUCUACGAGGUGUGCCAAAGAUGAACCUCAACUGUAGGACAGAGGCAAGAAGGUUUAUCACUCUCAUUGACACACUGUAUGACAAUAAGGUAAAACUUCUGAUGGGAGCUGCUUGUGUCCCAAAGGACUUGUUUAGUGCUGGAGACUUGAGCUUCACCGAUGCAGAGGCCAACAGAGCUUUGAUGGAUGAUUUAGGAAUCAGUGCGGGGUCUGAAUUAGCCAAGUCGAACAUUUUUACAGGAGAAGAUGAAAUAUUUGCUUUUGAGCGCAUUAUCUCUCGGCUUACAGAGAUGCAGACAAAAGAAUACUGGGAAAGCAAAAGGUCUAAAAUUGGCAUACACUGA